UGUUGCCUCUCGUCUGUGCAGUAGAAAUGUUUGUGUUGCGAAAUAUUUUCACAUAAAAUGCACUCAAGGGGCCGCGAGCCAGCGCACUAGUGAGCCUAGUUAUAAGGUGAAAGUGCCCAUCUUCGAUAUUGUGAUAGGAGCCAUGGAGACAACUGAUGGAAAGUACCAGAAAUUGGCUGCUGAGUAUGCAAAGAUAAGGGCCCAAGCGAACGUGCUGAAGCGCGCCGUUCUGGAGGAGCAGAACAAAAAUGGGGCGUUGCGGGAGAGCUUCAGACUGAAGGAGGCCUCCCUGAGGCGGGCCGAGCAGGAGGUGGACAGCCUCAGCUUCCGCAACAAGCAGCUGGAGCACCGUGUGGCGUCACUUCAGGAUGAUCUCGACAGGGAGGUGAAGCGGAGCAAGGGCUCCAGCAAACAGCCACGCAGUGAAAUUCACGCCAUGACAAAGGAUGCCGUGAUUGCAGAAGAGCUGCAGAAGAAGAUCAUUGAGAAUGCUCAACUGAACUCCCUAAUAUCUGACAAGUCUGCCGAAUUGGAUCUUGUGAUGGAGAGAAUCAAGACACUGGAACACCAGGCCACUGAGCACUCGGACACGGAGAAAUCUUUGCGACGCGAAAUCGAUGCGCUAAGCAUAAAAAAUGCUGAGCUGGAGAGCAAAAUCGUGGACGUUUCUAGCACAAUGGGGAGCGAAGAUGGACUGAGCGUGACGGGAAGUGAUCACACGACACCCCUCCACACAAACUCAUCCUCCAGCGAGGAGAGAAUAGCAUUCCUGGAAAAGGAGCUCAAUCACUGGCGAACUCAGUAUGAGAUUCUCAAAAUCGGCGACGGCCUCAUCGGCGCCAAAUUGCUGGACAUGGCCACCAAACCUGCCGACAUGCUGGGAAAGGGUCCGUCCAACGGCGAGGCGGACGCCACCACAAAGGAGCAAUUGGUGUACGGUCACCUGACCAAAAAGAUCGAAGAACUGUUCAUGGCCAAAUGUCGGGCGGAAUCGAAGCUCACUUCCUAUAUGGCGGAGUGCGAGAGCCUCCAGAAUGCGCUCGAGAUAAUUAAUGGGGAUGUGCAGGAAAGGGUGCUGAAGCAAGAGGAGUGCCAGAGGAAGCUCCAAAUUCUGGAGGAUGAUAUGGUAACGACGCGGUGCAACUACGAGGAGCAAAUAACCGUCUUAACGGAGCAAAUCAUCAAUUUGAGCGAUCAAUUGGCCGCCCGGCGUUAAUUUGUACACCUACAUAUACAUGCUAAUAUCCCAGAUACUUUAUAUGUGAAUGUAUUUAUUAUAAAAAUAUAUAUGUAAUGU
Molecule: messenger RNA, 1297 nt
Organism: Phlebotomus argentipes
Lineage: Eukaryota; Metazoa; Arthropoda; Insecta; Diptera; Psychodidae
Product: protein phosphatase 1 regulatory subunit 21
Exons: 3
Coding region: 143-1216 (357 amino acids)
Cellular component (GO): early endosome; membrane
Source: RefSeq, a predicted model, not a curated record